This is a messenger RNA of Saccoglossus kowalevskii, 1188 nucleotides long. RefSeq names its product podocalyxin-like. NCBI's taxonomy places the organism in Eukaryota, Metazoa, Hemichordata, Enteropneusta, Harrimaniidae. The record is from RefSeq and is a predicted model, not a curated record.
AUGCACCAACACUUCUCUACACAGCCAGAAACCUUCACACUCAAAAUUCCAACACUCCUCUACACAGCCAGACACCUUCACACUCAGAAUCCCAACACUCCUCUACACAGCCAGACACCUUCACACUCAGAAUCCCAACACUCCUCUACACAGCCAGACACCUUCACACUCAGAAUCCCAACAGUCCUCUACACAGCCAGACACCUUCACACUCAGAAUUCCAACACUCCUCUACACAGCCAGACACCUUCACACUCAGAAUCCCAACACUCCUCUACACAGCCAGACACCUUCACACUCAGAAUCCCAACACUCCUCUACACAGCCAGACACUUUCACACUCUGAAUCCCAACACUCCUCUACACAGCCAGACACCUUCACACUCAGAAUCCCAACACUCCUCUACACAGCCAGACACCUUCACACUCAGAAUCCCAACAGUCCUCUACACAGCCAGACACCUUCACACUCAGAAUCCCAACGCUCCUCAACACAGCCAGACAUCUUCGCACUCAGAAUCCCAACACUCCUCUACACAGCCAGACACCUUCACACUCAGAAUUCCAACACUCCUCUACACAGCCAGACACCUUCACACUCAGAAUUCCAACACUCCUCCACACGGCCAGACACCUUCACACCCAGAAUCCCAACACUCCUCUACACAGCCAGACACCUUCACACUCAGAAUUCCAACACUCCUCUACACAGCCAGACACCUUCACACUCAGAAUUCCAACACUCCUCUACACAGCCAGACACCUUCACACUCAGAAUCCCAACACUCCUCUACACAGCCAGACACCUUCACACUCAGAAUCCCAACAGUCUUCUACACAGCCAGACACCUUCACACUCAGAAUUCCAACACUCCUCUACAUAGCCAGACACCUUCACACUCAGAAUCCCAACACUCCUCUACACAGCCAGACACCUUCACACUCAGAAUUCCAACACUCCUCUACACAGCCAGACACCUUCACACUCAGAAUUCCAACACUCCUCUACACAGCCAGACACCUUCACACUCAGAAUUCCAACACUCCUCUAGACAGCCAGAAACCUUCACACUCAGAAUCCCAACACUCCUCUACACAGCCAGACACCUUCACACUCAGAAUCCCAACACUCCUCUACACAGCCAGACACCUUCACACUCAGAAUCUGCUUUAUGUAUUCCACAAUAG